AUGCAGUCGCCCGGCAGCCCCUGGGGGGUGGGCACCACACGCCUGCCGCGACAGGUCCGCAAGAUACUGCCGGCGUGUGUGGUCUUUUUCAUGCUGACGCUCUAUCUGUCAAUUACGGGCCUCUUUGGCGAGUUUGGAGGCGCUGGCAGUGGGUUCCCAUCCCGACCAUCGUCGGGGACUGGGCACCUGUUUCCGCGCAAGAUCUGGCAGACGUGGAAGGUCGAUCCGCUGGAGUUUGAUGAGCGUGAUCUGGCGACGGCGCGGAGCUGGACGGCAAAGAACCCGGGUCAUCGGUAUGAGGUGCUCACGGACCAGAAUGAUCUGUACUAUGUAGAGACCUAUUUCGGACCGGACGGGUUCAACCGGCCGGACAUUGUGGCCAUGUACCGGGCUCUCACGGCUAAGAUCAUCAAGGCCGAUCUGCUGCGGUACCUCGUCAUGUACGUCGAAGGCGGGGUAUACACGGACAUCGACGUCGAGGCAUUGAAGCCCAUCCAACGCUUCAUCCCAGAGCGGUUUGACGAGCGUGACAUCAAUAUGAUCAUCGGGGUCGAGAUCGACGAGCCCGCACUCAAAGACCACGCCAUCCUGGGCCCCAAGUCGCAGUCCUUCUGCCAGUGGACGUUUGUCUGCAAACCCGGCCUGCCCGUCAUGAUGACCCUAGUCGACCACAUCCUUCUCUGGCUGAACGAGGUCUCCCGUCGCCAGGGCAAGCCCGUUGCCGAGAUCGAGCUGGACUUUGACGAGGUCAUCAGCGGCACGGGCCCGUCGGCCUUCACCAACGCCGUGCUGGAGUACAUGAGCCAACGCGAGGGCCGCUCCAUUACCUGGGACACCUUCCACAACAUGGCCGAAUCAAAGCUGGUGGGAGGCGUGCUCGUCCUGACCGUCGAAGCCUUUGCCGCGGGCCAGGGCCAUUCCGACUCGGGCAACCACAACGCCCGCACCGCGCUCGUCAAGCACCACUACCACGCCUCGGGCUGGCCGACGAACCACCCCCGGUAUAGCCAUCCCCUGUACGGCGAGGUUGAGCAGUGUAACUGGAACAAGGAGUGCGUGGCCGAGUGGGACGCCAACAUCGCUGCCUUCGACGCCCUCCCCCUCGAGGAGCAGGCCAAGCAGCUCGCCAUCAAACAGGCGAUGGACGUACCGGAAAUGGACGACACGAUACCGAUACCGAUUGAUUUCUGA
Penicilliopsis zonata CBS 506.65 is the source of this 1191-nucleotide messenger RNA. RefSeq lists its product as hypothetical. The coding region runs from base 1 to 1191 and encodes 396 amino acids. NCBI's taxonomy places the organism in Eukaryota, Fungi, Ascomycota, Eurotiomycetes, Eurotiales, Aspergillaceae. Gene Ontology annotation, molecular function: alpha-1,6-mannosyltransferase activity. Gene Ontology annotation, cellular component: mannan polymerase complex. The transcript has a single exon. The record is from RefSeq and is a predicted model, not a curated record. Gene Ontology annotation, biological process: protein N-linked glycosylation.